AGGGUCUUGGACAGGAGCUGCUGGUACUUCAUGGGCACGGAGUACCUGGAAUGCAGCUCCUGUCACAAGAAGAUGCCGGGAUGGUCGCAGGACAUCUUGGGACAGCUGGACAUGGCCCAUCGUGAGCAGUUUCCAGCAGUUCUCACGUACAAGUUGUCCUGCGACAGAGCUGUGAUCGGGCUCAUGAAGGGGCGCACUUUGGGCAACAGUGCGUCUCGCCUCCGUGCCUCUCUGGUGGAGCGCACACCAGAGAGUGGAUGGCGCGGUCGAUGCUGUACCUUUCCGUGCUCCGCAAGCUUCGGGUACCGGGCGCUGCGCCGCUGGCGGCGUCGUCGCUCCCAACCAUGCACCCGGUGCCCACAGUGCUCUGGCUCAUCAACGUCUACGUCAGGGACGCCUUGACGAGGCUCGACGAGACGAGAGCCAGAGUCACUUCCAUCUUUGGUGAUCUUUUGAAGAUGGACUCCACCAAGAAGAUCACCAAAAAGCUUGCGGGCGGUGCUGCCGGGACGGCCGCCUGGGUCACCAACGUCGGCAAUGAGUACGGGCAGGUGCUCAUGUCCGUCCUCACCGCAGCUGAGGGGGGCGGACUUGUCGACAUGGCAUGGUACCGCGAAGCCGGGAAGGCCCCUCCAAGGGUCCUGUACGUGGACCGGGACUGCUGUGCCACCGUGGGACAGUGUCAAACGUCCAAGCUGUUCCACGAGUGGCACGAGCUGGUCGUCAGGCUCGACGUGUGGCACCUCAUGCGGCGUUUCGCCAGAGGGGUGACCACCGACAGCCACCAGCUCUACGGCCUCUUCAUGGCGAGGCUCUCCUUCGCCAUUUUUGAGUGGGACGCCGAAGACGUGUCCCGCCUGAGAGGAGCCAAGCAGUCCGAGGAGGGGAGGGACGCCCAGGAGGUCAAGCUGUCCGCCAAGGAGCUCGCCCGUCACUGCCGGCGCCGCACCAGGGGUGCAGUGAAGACGGAGCGGCUGGUCCAAGAGGUGCUGGACACCUUCUGGCACGUGACAGACAGCAUGGGCGUCCCUUUGAUCGACCGCGCCCGAAUGGAGGAGAUCUGGAGCACGCUGCGCCGACACCUCGACUGAAUCCAGGACCCUGCGGGAGUGGACCUCUACACCAAGACGGGAGAGCUCACCAAAGGCGGGGUGAGGCUCCCCGUCUACCGGUGCGGCCGAGGCUCCACUUCCCUGGAAUCGUUCCACCUGCACCUGUGCCGCUUCAUCCCAGGUAAGUACAUGUGUGGUUUACAACACAGACUCAAUUAUGUAUUUGUGUGUUUAUUUGUUCUCACACUAACUGUGUUGCUUUGUUUCUGCUUAGGACAAUCUGCAAGUGAUGUACACUUCCAGGUGUACCUGCUGGAGGGCCUGGUGCGGUGGAACGAGAAUCGAGGGAGGACAGAGGUCGGCGCUGCGUUGCUACAGUGCCCAGCUGCAGCACAGCUUCGACCAGCUGACCCAAGAGCUUCUUGGGCUCACGCUGGUCGACACGUACACCAUGCCCAGGG
Dicentrarchus labrax (European seabass) is the source of this 1513-nucleotide messenger RNA. RefSeq lists its product as uncharacterized. The record is from RefSeq and is a predicted model, not a curated record. Bases 258 to 1091 code for a protein of 277 amino acids. NCBI's taxonomy places the organism in Eukaryota, Metazoa, Chordata, Actinopteri, Moronidae. The transcript has 3 exons.